AUGGCGUCAGAAAACAACGGAUCCAGAUCCGAUUCCGUCACCACUCCCAACGCUGAUUCCACCGCCGCGGAAAUGCCGUCUCAGCCGAGGAAGAUCGCGCUGGUCACCGGAAUCACCGGCCAGGACGGAUCGUACCUGACUGAGUUCCUGCUCGGGAAAGGCUACGAAGUCCACGGCCUGAUCCGCCGAUCGUCGAAUUUCAACACCCAGCGAAUCAACCACAUUUACAUCGAUCCCCACAACGUCCACACAGCUCUGAUGAAGCUCCACUACGCCGAUCUCUCCGACGCGUCCUCGCUCCGCCGCUGGCUCGACGUGAUCAAGCCGGACGAAGUCUACAACCUGGCUGCUCAGUCUCACGUCGCCGUCUCCUUCGAGAUCCCCGACUACACCGCCGAUGUAGUCGCCACUGGCGCUCUCCGCCUCCUGGAGGCCGUCAGAUCUCACACCACCGACAAUGGCCGGAGCAUCAAGUACUACCAAGCCGGAUCUUCUGAGAUGUUCGGAGCUACUCCGCCUCCGCAAUCUGAGACGACGCCGUUUCACCCCAGAUCUCCCUACGCGGCAUCCAAGGUCGCUGCUCACUGGUACACUGUCAAUUACCGAGAAGCCUACGGCCUCUUCGCCUGUAACGGAAUUCUGUUCAACCACGAGUCACCGCGCCGUGGAGAGAAUUUCGUGACAAGGAAGAUCACAAGAGCCCUGGGGAGGAUCAAGGUGGGUCUGCAGAGGAAGCUCUUCCUCGGGAAUUUGCAGGCGUCAAGAGACUGGGGAUUCGCAGGGGAUUACGUUGAGGCAAUGUGGUUGAUGCUGCAGCAGGAGAAGCCAGACGAUUACGUUGUGGCGACGGAGGAGUCGCACACCGUGGAGGAGUUUCUUGAGGUGUCGUUUGGGUACUUGGGACUCAACUGGAAAGAUCAUGUGGAGAUCGACAAGAGGUACUUCAGGCCAUCGGAAGUGGAUAACCUGAAAGGAGAUGCUAGCAAGGCGAAGGAAGUGUUGGGGUGGACACCGAAAGUAGGGUUUGAGAAGCUGGUGAAGAUGAUGGUGGAUGAAGAUCUUGAGCUUGCCAAGAGGGAGAAAGUGCUUGUGGAUGCUGGUUACAUGGAUGCUCAACAGCAACCUUGA
Messenger RNA from Microthlaspi erraticum, 1128 nucleotides. Lineage: Eukaryota; Viridiplantae; Streptophyta; Magnoliopsida; Brassicales; Brassicaceae. The record is from the annotation of a GenBank genome assembly.